Messenger RNA from Galleria mellonella (greater wax moth), 1729 nucleotides. RefSeq lists its product as uncharacterized. Gene Ontology annotation, molecular function: DNA-binding transcription factor activity, RNA polymerase II-specific; RNA polymerase II cis-regulatory region sequence-specific DNA binding. The transcript has 4 exons. Gene Ontology annotation, biological process: regulation of DNA-templated transcription. The record is from RefSeq and is a predicted model, not a curated record. Lineage: Eukaryota; Metazoa; Arthropoda; Insecta; Lepidoptera; Pyralidae. Bases 216 to 1634 code for a protein of 472 amino acids.
UUGUAUUUAACUGUAAAUCAGACAAACAGUUUAAAAUUUUACUACAUUAUUUCGAUGAACAAGUUAACUGUUUACCAUAUUAUUGUUUUCCUGGUAUUUGAAUAUGGAUUUCUCAUACUCAAGUGCCAAAAUCAUGAACUGUCUGCAUUCAUAGUCGUCAAAUAAUAAUAAAAUAAAUAAUAGCGAUCAUAGUUUAUGAUUGAAUAUCUGCAAUAAUGGGUAAGAUAAGGAAACGUACCCAGUCAACAAGCGAGAAGAAUGUGAAGGUAAAACCGUUGGGGCUUAAAAUUUUGAAAAAAGACAAAGAUGUUAACUCAUUGAACAGUCUGUGUGCCUACAGUAUUGUGAAAUGUGACUUCUGUGAGGAGAUCUUUUUUAACAAAUACAACUAUUUAAUACACAAUGCGCGACAUAUAAUCAUACCUUUGAUAAAGCAAAUCGUCCACCAAUGCACAAUAUGCCUUUACUAUUUCACAUCGGAACACAAACUGCUUCGGCAUGUUACAAAAAAACAUAGCAGUCAAAAAUGUAACAAUAACAUAGAUAGCGAAUUGCAAACUGGCGAGUCGGAAUCUUUAAUUGUAAAUAUGGAUAACAAAGAGUUGCCAGUACCAAAAACCGAGUUGUUGCAAGAUACAAAUAUUUUGAAUAAUGGCAACACGGAAUUGCAAUAUUUUGAUGGCAACAGUGGUGGUAUAAAGAAUCGUAUAUUGUUCGAAGACGAUAUAGAAUCUAAUGGUGUGAUGGCAGACUUAACAACUGACUGCCAAGUUGCAGUUGAAAUGUUCAACGCGCCGUGGCUGGUUAAGCUGCUGAAUCAGCAGGAGUUGCAGGAUUUGAAUGAUCAUAAUGGUUCGCAUGAUAAUGACGCCGCAAGCAGUGUGCACUAUGAUGAAUUGAUGGAGAGCAAAUUGCACGUUUGUAAAUUUUGUGGAGUGACCUCGAGUAAUAGAUACUGGGCGAUAAGACACGAAUUGGAACACGUCACGAUUAAACAAAAAAAACUCUAUCUAUGCCAGAAAUGUGAUUAUUACAUAUCGGAUCGUAAAAAGGAGCUAAUGCAACACAUAAAGAAGAAACACGGCGCCAUCAUCAAGCGGGAUAGCUUGACACGGUGUCGUACAUGUGGACUGGACUAUAACUCCUUCUACAGGCACAACAGGAACUAUCAUCUGAUUUACGGUUGCAAACUCUGCGGCGCAAAAUUCUCAGACGAGAUGCAAUUAGACGAACACUGCGUAGACUGCGAGACGGUGGAUCUCCAUGUGCAAUGCAACAAAGAGACAGGACAGGAGAGCGCGUACGAGUCGAGAACGAUGAAGAUAUGCGAUAUAUGUUAUUCGUUUUUGAGGAAUAAAGUCAAUUUACAUUAUAUAUAUGUGGGGGACCAUUGCGAGAUAGGUGACAGGUUGCCAUGCGAGAAGUGUUCGCGGAAGUGUUUCGAGUUAAAGAUUGUGAAGCGUGUGUAUAUGUCGAAGCAUCAUAGGAAACCGCGGCGGGUGAUGACCAACGAGGACAGGUUAAAGAAUAUAAAGCAAAGAUUAAAAAUGAUGAGAAAGUAUUUGAGUUUGUUUUAUUCUGUGGAUUGUCGCGGUUUAAAAAAAAAGAGGUUCCAAUUCUGUUUUUUUUUUUAAUAAUAAUUACCUCAUUAGAUUCGUCAGAAAUUCUACCAUAAAAGUCCAAAGGAACGAUAUUUUAAUAUUCUUGGAAUGAAUGAAAUUAGGUGAGC